AUGGACGCAUACUGCAAGUGCCAUCCUGAAAGUUGUGUUGGUAACGCUUUUAACAACCAGAAUGCAAGACAUGAGCUCAACAGCAUUGCGUCCUCACCAAAAUCAGACCACGUGUUUAAAGUGGACAGCUUUGAGGCACUGGACAAAAUUAGCAAUACCCUGGAAAAGAGCAUCAUUGCCAUUGAAGGAACCCAAACCACUGGUGACUCCACCCAUAUGGAAUUUGCCCAGAAUGGAUUUAGUGCAGCUCUUGUUUCCAGCCCAGAUGAGAGGUUUCUAGUGAGUGUGAUUGGGGCAAAUGGGUGGAGGGGGGGUUACCAGGACAUCCCUCUGUCCAGCAGGACGCCCAGUUUUAGGAGGGUUCAUGAGGUCACUCCUGACAGCUAUCUGGGCUAUUCAAUGGUUGUAGCAACCAGAGACAGACAGAACUACAUCGUUAUGGGAGCCCCCAGGUAUAAACACAAGGGGUUGCUCAUGGUCUUCUUUCCUGGAGACGCCCCAAAGAUGCUCAAACAGUCUCAGAUCGGUGCUUACUUUGGAGCAGAGGUGUGUGUGGUGGAUUUGGAUGGAGACUCCAACACUGAUCUGAUUCUGGCGUCUGCCCCCAUGCACACAGAAGGAGGGAGAGAGGGGAAAGUGUUUGUCUAUAAAUUCACCAAGGAGUAUUUUCACAUGGAGGUGUCUGACGCUGGUGUGUCCCUGCUGGGGAUGGAGGGUCAGAGGGGGAGGUUCGGCUCGUCUCUGGCCAGCCUGGCAGACCUGAAUGGGGAUGGGAUCAGGGACGUGGCAGUGGGAGCUCCUCUGGAGGAUAACGGACAGGGCGGUGUGUACAUCUUCAACGGGAGGAAACGAGGAGUGAACCCCAACUACUCACAGAGGAUUGCAGGUUCAUCUGUGCGGUCCGGACUGCGGUUCUUUGGCCUGACUGUGGCCCAGUCUGCUUUGGAUCAGAGUGGAGACGGGCUGCCUGACAUAGCAGUCGGGUCCAAAGGAGCGGUUCUGCUGCUCAGGUCCAGGCCCAUCGUAUCCAUGGUGACCAGUGUGACCUUUACCCCACCCAAAAUCCCCACCUCUAUCUCUGGCUGCACGGGUUCCCAACAGAUCACAGCAUCAGUGUGUUUCAGCAUGACCAAGGCCACUAAUGACAUCUUCAAAGACCUGCAAGCAGAACUCAGCUACACCCUGAAACUGGAUUACGUCCGGCAACGGACUCGCGCCUACUUCACGGCCAAUGAAAAAGAGAAAAACUUCCAGUCGCAAGUGUCACUACAAAAAGGCUGUUUCCAGCAUCCUUUCUUUGUGCAGUGCUCACCUGAGGAUGCUCUGAGUCCUGUGGACGUCCAGGUGAUCGUCUCCUUUGAGGGGGUUCCUAUACAGACUGCAGACGGCCUGGUACCACAGCUGGCCAGCGGCCCCAUUAAAGUCACAGACCACAAGUUAAAUUUUGAGAUCGACUGUGGAGAAGACAAAGUCUGUGAAGACAACGUGCGAGUUGACAUUUCUGGGUCCUCCACCAUAGAGGUGGGCAUUGCACAGGAGAUGAAUGUGACGGUGAUGGUGGAGAAUAGAGGAGAAAACUCCUACAACACCCGUGUGUCUCUGUCCUACCCUCACGGCCUCUCCUACAGGACCUUCACCAAGACCCAGGUGUGUGUGUGUGUGUGUGUGUGUGUGUGUGUGUGUGUGUCCUCUCCUACAGGACCUUAA
Clupea harengus (Atlantic herring) is the source of this 1707-nucleotide messenger RNA. RefSeq names its product integrin alpha-M-like. The record is from RefSeq and is a predicted model, not a curated record. Gene Ontology annotation, biological process: cell-matrix adhesion; integrin-mediated signaling pathway; cell-cell adhesion. The transcript has 14 exons. Gene Ontology annotation, molecular function: integrin binding. Gene Ontology annotation, cellular component: external side of plasma membrane; integrin complex. NCBI's taxonomy places the organism in Eukaryota, Metazoa, Chordata, Actinopteri, Clupeiformes, Clupeidae. Bases 1 to 1707 code for a protein of 568 amino acids.